AUGAUGAAGAAUCACAUGGUCGAUAAAGUCAGAAGAAAGGCUGGGCUUCUUGAUGRAAAGGAAGGAAAACCCACAAGGUGCUACACAAACUGUUCGGAAUCCAUGAACAAUGUCAUGAAAGCAGCAAGAAACAGUUUUCUUAAACAGCGCGGCACAACGCAUUUGAGUAAGCUUGAAUUUACACGACACGUGUUCGAAGCAGUACACAACCAUCACAUGGAGGAGCUACAGGCAGCAGUUGCUGGUGUAAGCGAUGAAUACGAGCUGGCUGACUGUAGCAAGUAUUUACAGGUACCUGCGGACAUCUGGUUUGAAUGGUCACCUGACAUGAGGACCAGUUAUAUUGAACGCAUGCAGAAACUGUCAAUGGAAGAAAUAUUCGAGCAGAAGGAGGUACCUUGGCCGAGUCUAGAUACAGACAGAGAACGCACAGAAUUCAAAGACCUACAGCUUGAUGUCUCAAAUGUCCUAACUGUUCAUUUCGGGUACUCAAAUGACAACGCCACUGCAUUGAAGAGAGAAGUACUCAACUUAGCCAAUCACCCGAAAGCCAUCCAACCGAAAGCUUCACUUGCAACGGGAGGGAAUCUGAAAUUUGAGGUAGCCAGUCGGAGCGCAAAAAAUGGAUGUGUGCUUGUGACAGUGUACAGCAACCACGUGGCAUGUGUUUGCGGGAGAUAUCGGCAUGACGGCAUUUGUAAGCACUCCAUUGCUGUUGCUGCACGUCAAUCAAUUCUACCGGCCCACUUCGAUUUCCUUAAGAAGAAAUUCAAAAAAGGCGGAAAAGGUCGCACUGCCCUCGCAGAACAUGACGUUGACAAGCAAACAGCAGGGAAGAAGGGUGCUAGAAACAAAUACUCCUUUAGGCCUGAACGAGGAAAUACAAAAGAGGUGCCUCCCAAAGAAAGCCAGGUAUAUAAAGAAAUACGCCAUAAUGACAACCCCUUUGUCUUGAUGUUCCUCCCUAAAGAUGCGAAGGUGUGCAAGUCUUGCGAAACAGACUUCUGUCAUCGCAAGAAAAUCGUGCCCUUCGACAUGGUUUUUGGACACAAGGAACGUUGGUUCUACCCAGUCAAUGGUGAUUGGUCAAAGCGCAGGGCAUCAGCGAAAGAAACAACUCGCUACUAUCACACCAGGAAUCAAUGCAUCAGUCAACGUUUUCCUUACUUUAGUUGGGAUUUCGUUGAAAUAUCUCCAAGUGUUGAGCAUUCCAUCAGUGAGUCACACAAGAAGUACUUGAGAAAUGAAUUUCAAGACUCAAAAUUUUGA
This is a messenger RNA of Actinia tenebrosa (Australian red waratah sea anemone), 1269 nucleotides long. RefSeq lists its product as uncharacterized. The record is from RefSeq and is a predicted model, not a curated record. Lineage: Eukaryota; Metazoa; Cnidaria; Anthozoa; Actiniaria; Actiniidae.